UGUGGUGAAACGUGCGUAUGCCGGUUUCUUCAAUUUUAAGGCAAAUUUUAACUAAUUCUGCUUGAGUACACGUUACAACAAUAAAACAAAAUGCACGGGGAAACGGCGAUGACACUUAUACAAAUAUUAGAAAAGACUAUAUCACCAGACCAAAAUGAACUACAAGCAGCUGAGAAGUACUUGGACCAUGCAGCAGCCACAGACUUCACGACAUUCAUCAAAAUGCUAUCAGACGUUCUGGUGGCUGGUGGCAACAGCCAGGUGGCACGAAUGGCUGCAGGUUUGCAGCUUAAGAACCACCUGACUUCUAAGGAUCAGACACUGAAACAGUCUUACCAACAACGGUGGCUUUCUUUACCUGAAGACGUUAGGCUUUACAUUAAGAAAAAUAUCUUAGCAGCGAUAGGCACAGAGACCACCCGGCCGAGCUCGGCGGCGCAGUGUGUUGCUUACGUUGCCGUAGCGGAAUUACCAGUGGGCCAGUGGAACGACCUCAUUCCCAUCCUUGUAGAAAACGUGGUCAAUGCUCAAUCCACGGAACUGAAGAAAGAAGCUACCCUAGAAGCUAUUGGUUACAUUUGCCAGGACAUAGAUGCAGAAGUACUAACAGAACAAAGUAACCCGAUUCUUACGGCUAUCAUUCAUGGCAUGAGGUCUACUGAGACGAGCAAUCACGUUCGACUCGCGGCCACACAGGCUCUGCUCAACUCCUUAGAAUUCACUAAAGCUAACUUUGACAAAGAGAAUGAAAGGAAUUUCAUAAUGGAGGUUGUUUGCGAAGCUACACAGUCUAAUGAUAUGAGAAUUAGUGUUGCUGCUCUACAGUGCUUAGUAAAAAUUCUGUCUCUUUACUAUCAAUAUAUGGAACCUUACAUGGGUCAAGCUUUGUUCCCUAUCACUUUAGAAGCAAUGAAAUCUGACAUAGAUGAAAUCUCCCUACAAGGCAUUGAAUUUUGGUCCAAUGUCAGUGAUGAAGAAAUAGAUCUUGCUAUCGAAGAAGCCGAGGCAGCUGAAGCAGGUCGUCCUCCCGCCAGAACAUCAAAAUUCUACGCCAGGGGCGCAUUACAAUACUUAGCGCCUGUCCUAAUGCAGAAAUUAACAAAACAAGAUGACGGCGACGACGAAUUGGAAUGGAAUCCAUCGAAAGCGGCGUCUGUGUGUCUGAUGCUCCUGUCUAACUGCUGUGAAGACGAUAUAGUGCCUCACGUCUUGCCCUUCAUCAACUCGAACAUCAAAAAUGACAACUGGCGGUAUCGAGAAGCUGCUCUAAUGGCAUUCGGUUCGAUUCUUGGAGGUCUUGAGGCCAACACUCUGAAACCACUGGUAGAAAAGGCUAUGCCCACAUUGAUUGAGGCCAUGUAUGACUCCAGUGUUGCUGUACGGGACACUGCCGCUUGGACUUUCGGCAGAAUUUGUGAAAUUGUCCCCGAAGCCGCCAUUAAUGAGAUGUACCUGAAACCACUGCUGGAGAGUCUUGUUAGUGGUUUGGGAGCCGAGCCCCGCGUCGCCGCUAAUGUAUGCUGGGCAUUCACUGGACUAGCGGAAGCCGCAUAUGACGCUGCUGAUUGUGGAGAUUCCAGUCAACCAAAAACAUAUUGUAUGUCCAAUUACUUCGAUUUCAUCAUUCAGAGGCUUCUCGAAACCACUGACCGUCAAGAUGCCGCACAGCACAAUUUGAGAUCGGCUGCAUACGAAGCUCUUAUGGAAAUGGUUAAAAACUCUCCUACUGAUUGCUACGUAACUGUUCAGAAGACCACAGUGGUAAUUUUGGAGCGACUGCAGCAGGUUCUGCAGAUGGAGAAUCACAUUUCGAGUCAGUCUGAUCGUUCGCAGUUCAAUGAUCUGCAGAGUUUGCUGUGCGCUACUUUACAAUCGGUUCUUCGUAAAGUGACGCCCGAAGAUGCACCUCGGAUAUCGGACGCCAUCAUGACGGCGCUGCUCACCAUGUUCGCGGGCAACGCCGGUAAAGCUGGUGGGGUACAGGAGGACGCCCUCAUGGCAGUUUCCACUCUGGUCGAAGUGUUAGGCGAGGGUUUCCUCAAGUACAUGGAUGCUUUUAAAAGAUACUUGUAUGUUGGUCUAAAGAACCAUCAAGAAUACCAAGUAUGCAUAGCAGCAGUUGGUCUUACUGGUGACAUUUGCCGCGCUUUGAAGAGUAAGGUGCUGCCUUAUUGUGAUGAGAUUAUUGUACUGUUAUUGGAAAACCUUGGCGAUCCAUCCAUUCAUCGUUCUGUGAAGCCACAGAUAUUGUCCGUCUUUGGAGAUAUUGCUCUCAGCAUUGGUCCAGAUUUUGCCAAAUACUUUGAUGUCGUUAUGCAAAUGUUGCUGCAGGCCAGCAAUGCGCAAGUGGACCGCAAUGAUUACGACAUGGUGGAAUAUCUUGGCGAACUCCGCGAGAGUGUGCUCGAGGCCUAUACCGGAAUUAUUCAAGGACUGAAGGGAGCUAGUGGAGAGAUCCGGUCGGACGUGGCGCUGGUGGAGCCACACGUGCCGGCCAUCGUGAGCUUCAUGGUGACGGUGGCGUGCGAGCCCGAGCGCACGGACGGCCACAUGUCGGUGGUGGCGGGACUGACGGGCGACCUGUGCACUGUGUUCGGCCAACGCGUGCUGCCGCUGCUGGAGACGCGCCCGCUGUUGGACCUGCUGCAGGCCGCGCGCCGCUCGCGCACUCCACGCACCAAGACCCUCGCCAACUGGGCCACCAAGGAGAUCCGCAAGCUCAAGCAGCAGCCGUCGCUCACCAGCUGAUUCAAAUCGCCACGUUGCAGCAGUGAAGUAACGCAGCUCCACUCGACUUACUGCUGGUAAUCUCGUUGUAUUGGCAGGUCAUAUCACGUCAUUAUUCAUAAGUCGUUAGGUGCAUUUUCAAGGGCCUUGCCGGAUUAGCUUUUUUUUCAUAAUUUAUUUGAUAUUGUUAAGUUUCAAAUAAACUGGUUUCUUAUUUAGAAUAUUGUGCUCUCUUUGUUGUUAUUUAUAUUUCAUUUUUAAAAGGUAUAGUUCUAUGUAUGUAUAUAUUACAUUGGGAGUUUAUUUUUAAUUCUUAGCACAUUAUGUACUGAAUGUAUUAUGUACCAUUUAAAAAUGUAGUGAUCGAAGUAACUGUAGCAAUAAUUAGUGUACCACAGUGCAUAUUGUUCUUUAAUUUAUAAUGCACUUCACGAGGAGCUGAUCACCAAGUGAUUUCUGCAUUGCCGGCACCAUCCAAUGCACCUAACGCAGCAUUCUUAAAAUAGUUAAGUAUGCCUGACCAUUAUAAUCUUUCCAUAACGAUCUUGAAAACAGCAUAUUUCCUAUUUGGUAUUAUAAAUACAGACAGUGGCUGUGGUAUAUUAAGGAGGGACUUAGGCUCAGGCUAACAAUGUGCGGGAGUGAUAAUGUUGUUCCACCCUAAUAUCUGAAAUCAAUAAUACGCGUUAAGAAUCAGUCGGUACUGACAAUCUUGAGAUUACAAAGAGUGCUCUUAAGCUAGAUGCAACUCCCCAUGUUGCCAGCUUGUGCUGAUAUAUGCCCUUAACUAUAUGAGGUAAGUGAUAGUUUGAAAGACGAUGCGUGCAAGUUGACGUAUGUUACAUUAGGCAUGCACAUAUGCAAGGGAUUAUGAAUUCUAUAAAUUAUUGUUAUGUUUUGUAUGACGCAUGAAAGGGAGCGCGAAUGAGAUGUAUGUGAAUCGGCGUGCUAGAUAAUCACAGAUAUUUAGUAAGUGUGAGGUGAUUUUAAUGAAAAGGUGGUGUAAUGUAUAAAAUUCCGUCAACAUCAUAGAGACAGAAGGACACCAUAUUGGUGAAAAUUACCUUUUCUUUACCAUAAUGCUGUUGUCUUGUUUUAUCGAGCAACCAGCUAGCUAUAUGUUUUAUAUUUGUGAUUAUUCAUUGUAUGGGAAUAAUAUGGCCUAUUUUUUAUCUAGGAAUGCUUUCUGUUGAAAUCAGGUACUUAUUAAAUGCUUUCACAUGAAGGUAGAAACAAAAAUUGCAAAUAAUAUUACAACAACUGUUAAAACAUGCGAGACUAUAAAACGAAGAGUGCAGCUAUUGUGGUGAAUGUAAAGUACUAAUGCCUUCCGAUCUCAAGCUUCCAUUAUUUGUACAUAUGUAAUUUAAAGCUCUUCGUGUACAAUUUUCUAAAGUGGGGCUUUAGUAUCAGCCACACAAAUAGGAGAAUGUGAGAUAUUCGACUGAAUGAACAAAUUUUCUUCACGGAGCGAAACACUGCCUUUGGAGUAACAAAUUGCUUCGAAACCGUCAUAAAAGGCGAAUCUCAUUAGUUUCGACGAUAUUAAUUUUCAAUUUAGUUAUAAACUUGCAUUUUUUUAAACAUUUUCUCAUUAACUUAAGGUUAAUUCCAUUUUUUUAGAAAUAUAUGAAAGUUCAUAUUAUUGCCUGUUAUUACCGCUAAAAAAUAUAAAGCAUUAAACUCUUCACGUAUUUAAUGCGCAUUGAGCGUUGAUUAUUCAUAUUUUACUGUGUGGUUUAUACGUCUUUUUUAUUUAUUGUCCUUAUUGCUGUCGUAAAAGAGCCCGGUUAAUUCCAUUGCCAAUUUAAAGCCCUGUAAUAAAUAAUACGUAUUACAUUUUGGUUGAGUGUUUGCUAGUCUGUGAGCAUCACUGAUAGGGAUGAUGUUUGCGCGAUUUAUGCAAGAAUUUUUAUAAAGACCUUUACACAUCUAUCAUUUUAUAUUCAAUUAGUUGUAAUGGGGAGUCCGCUGGAAAAUAUUUUAUAAGUAUUAGUGAACCUACGUAUGUAAACAAAUACCAUAUCAUUAGGCGAAACAGAAAUACGUACGUACAUGUUGUAUACUAUCACGGCUUGUAACAAGACUAACGGACCUUACUUAAUUGAUCUUUGUUACAGACAAGCAUAGAAAUCGAAGCCAACAGCACACAUAACACAAUGAACUAAUAUUUUCCUUAUCGGCUUAUUAGAUAGUUUCCCGCGACUCAGUACUACCUACAAGUAAAGUCGAUCAAGAUGGAU
Messenger RNA from Hyposmocoma kahamanoa, 4970 nucleotides. RefSeq names its product importin subunit beta-1 (gene Fs(2)Ket). Lineage: Eukaryota; Metazoa; Arthropoda; Insecta; Lepidoptera; Cosmopterigidae. Gene Ontology annotation, cellular component: nucleus; cytoplasm. Bases 91 to 2748 code for a protein of 885 amino acids. Gene Ontology annotation, biological process: protein import into nucleus. Gene Ontology annotation, molecular function: nuclear import signal receptor activity; small GTPase binding. The record is from RefSeq and is a predicted model, not a curated record. The transcript is spliced from 10 exons.